AUUUCAUCAUUCCCACUCAUACGUACUCAAGCGAAACGAAAAAUCACGCACUCAAAAAGCGCCUCUUUCGUAACAGCAAAAAACACACGUCCCCCAUUUACCGGCAAUGGCAACAGAUCACGCCGGCGAUAACGACUCAUUUGUUGAUUCCGUUAUGGAAAAAUUACACGGCGGUCACGAUUCUUCUUCUGAAGAUGAGAAGAAGGUUAAACAAUCACCGGUUGUUAAGGCUAAGAUCUAUCGUCUUUUCGGUAGAGAAAGGCCUCUUCAUAAGGUUCUAGGCGGUGGAAAACCCGCUGACAUUUUCCUAUGGAGGGACAAGAAAGUUACAGCUGGCGUGCUUGGUUUUGCCACUGUUAUCUGGGCACUUUUUGAGUUGCUUGAAUACCACUUGCUCACACUUGUUUGCCAUAUUCUAAUUGUUGCCUUAGCAGUGCUUUUCCUGUGGUCCAAUGCAUCCACGUUCAUCAACACGGCUCCACCUCAAAUUCCAGAAGUCGUUCUGCAUAAGGAUAUUGUCCUUGGUGUUGCAUCCGCAUUGAGGAUUGAAAUCAAUAGGGCCCUUGAGAUCCUACGGGAUAUUGCAUCUGGGAAAGACUUGAAGAAAUUCCUCGUUGUCAUUGUUGGCUUGUGGGUAGUUUCUAUAUUGGGGAAUAUCUGGAACUUCCUCACCUUGUUUUACAUAGUUUUUGUGUUACUGCAUACUGUACCUGUGCUCUAUGAGAAGUAUGAGGACAAGGUCGAUGCUUUUGCUGAGAAGGCAGAGGCAGAGAUCAAGAAGCAUUAUGCUGUUUUUGACGCCAAUGUUCUUAGCAAAAUUCCGAGAGGUCCACUUAAAGGCAAAAAGCUUGAAUAGAGACUAAUACGUGGUGUCACUAUGUUCAUAUUGGAGUUUUCCAGUUUUCCAGAUGUGUGAUUCCUUGUUUUAGAGCCCUUUAGUUUACUGGCUUUGCUUUAUUACAUGGUUUAUAAAUGAAAGAGUAUGGCAUUUUGUGAGGUAGUUUUGACUUCCACAUUUAGUUUUGGCUUCCUUUUUAGUUAAAUUGUGGAAGACUGCUGUAUGAUCUUUUAGCAGUCAAGAUGUACUGCUUUGCCAAAUUGAAAUUGAAAUUGAAUUUUCAGCCC
Lycium ferocissimum is the source of this 1125-nucleotide messenger RNA. Its product is annotated as reticulon-like protein B1. The transcript is spliced from 5 exons. NCBI's taxonomy places the organism in Eukaryota, Viridiplantae, Streptophyta, Magnoliopsida, Solanales, Solanaceae. The record is from RefSeq and is a predicted model, not a curated record. The coding region runs from base 107 to 856 and encodes 249 amino acids.